Molecule: messenger RNA, 1715 nt
Organism: Phoenix dactylifera (date palm)
Lineage: Eukaryota; Viridiplantae; Streptophyta; Magnoliopsida; Arecales; Arecaceae
Source: RefSeq, a predicted model, not a curated record
AUGGAUGACGUAUCUGGAUUAGUAAAUAAGAAAAGUGCUUCAGUUAAAGAUGGACUUAAGGUUUUCAAGGAAAAGAAACAGCAUGACAAACCAGUGAGAGAAAAUUUUGUGUGUGGAGCAUGUGGGCAGCUUGGACACAUGCGGACCAACAAGAACUGCCCUAAAUAUGGAGAAGAUGCAGAAACUUCAGAACUAGAAAGUGUGUCAGGAAAAUCUAAUCUUCCUGAUGCUGCAACUCAGCUCCAAGUGAAAACUCCAAACAAGAAGUUGGUGCCUAAAAUGCUUGCAAAAGUGGCAGAUGCAGAAGUACCAGAAAGUGUUGAAAGGGCAGGACUGAAGUUGCCGACAAAGAUUCUCCCGGUGAAGUUCAAAUGCGGCCCAGCUGAAAAGCCUUGUGAGAAAAACUUGUCAGGGAUUCAUACUUCUGAUAAACAGAUUGUAGAUGCAGAGGGGGCGAAUAAACCAUCAGGAAAGAUCAAUAAAAUAAUAAUAUCUAAUAAGUCGAAUUCUGGUGAUGUUCAGAAUGAAAUUCAGAAAUCCUCUGUUCUUAUACGCCUUCCUGUUGACACAGAAAAAGAACAAUCACGCAAGAAAAUCAUCAUCAAACAGCCGAAAGUUAAUACUAACGUGGAGCAAGUUAAUUCUGCCACUGACACUGGAAUUGAUCACGAUUUCAGAAAAAUAAAGAAAAUUACUGAGUUAUCGAGUUUUGAGAAGAAGAAAAAUCAGGAGAGCCAGUGGUUCACCGAAGAGACAAGUAAGAGAAAUCUCAUCUAUGACAGGAGAUUAUGGGAUGAGGAAGAGAAAAGAAAAACCAAGGAGAGGAUAGUGGAAGAGAAAACUAGUAGGAUGCUUCAGGAGGAAAGAAGGAUGCAAGAAGAACACAGAUUAUUUGAGGCCAGAAGAUAUCCAGAAGCAUUCAGGAGGGAGGAAAGGACAAAGAAGAAGAAGAAAAAGAAAAAACAUGAUUUCAGAGAUGAAUACUUACUGGAUCAUAGGCCAUACAGAAACGACAGAAGGAUACCUGAAAGGGAUCGAGCUGCAAAGAGGCGACCGAUGGCCGAUGCUGAUCAGACAGAAUAUGCACCAUUAACAAAGCGUCGUAGGGGAGGAGAGGUUGAGUUAUCUAACAUAUUGGAGAGCAUACUCGAUAGCUUGAAGGAAACUAUCGAAAUAUCGUAUCUUUUUUCUCAAACCGGUAACGAAGAAAGAAGCCCCUGACUACCUUGACAUCAUAAAGCGCCCAAUGGACCUCUCCACGAUCAGAGAGAAGGUAAGAAACAUGGAGUACAAGAGCCGGGAGGACUUCAGGCAUGAUGUUUGGCAGAUCGCUUAUAAUGCCCACAAGUACAAUGAUGGUCGAAACCCAGGCAUUCCUCCACUUGCUGACCAGCUCUUGGAACUCUGCGAUUACCACCUGGAACAGAAGCAUCACAUGUUAAGCGAUGCUGAGGCUGGAAUUGAGUUCAGGGAUAUGUAGAAAUAACUCGUGUGAUCAUCUCACCUGAGGCCAAUGUGAGCACCUCUGGGUAGAAGAAAUUGUUAUAUGAUAAAUUUGGAAUGGAAUUAGAUUCUUCUGUAUUAUAUGGUUUUUUUUUUGGUAAACCGGGCGCCUCAUUACACAGGAAUAUGAGUAUGCCUCGAGCUGUCAGAAUACAAAACAUGAGCUAGGCCCUGUGGAAUGGAAUCAGUGUCAUCCUAUAGGAUGCAUUAUA